Messenger RNA from Colletes gigas, 1526 nucleotides. RefSeq names its product guanine deaminase (gene DhpD). Lineage: Eukaryota; Metazoa; Arthropoda; Insecta; Hymenoptera; Colletidae. The transcript is spliced from 9 exons. The record is from RefSeq and is a predicted model, not a curated record. The coding region runs from base 218 to 1519 and encodes 433 amino acids. Gene Ontology annotation, molecular function: guanine deaminase activity; zinc ion binding. Gene Ontology annotation, cellular component: cytosol. Gene Ontology annotation, biological process: guanine catabolic process.
ACUUUAUUCGUUAGAUAGAUGUCGCUAUAACGAAGUGAUCUUAUCAAACAGACCUCUGAACCGAUGAACGCGAUAAACACGAUAAAACGAUUCUUUGCAAUUGCAUCUAAUUUUCAUCGUCAAUUUACUGUCAAUCAUUUCAACGAUUACACUGCGUUGGUUUCAAGAGCAUGUUUUUCCAUGCUGUAAAUUUCGACUGUACGAACAAUUUUGCACCAUGUCUGUAACCUCAAAAAUCAAAGUGUUUGUCGGCUCGUUCGUUCAUACUAACGAACAUGGAAAAUUAAUUACCGUCGAUCAUGGCGCGAUUUACGUUAAAGAAGGGAAGAUUACCAAUAUAAUAAUAAAUCCAAAAUCAAUUGACACGAAAUAUGAAAAUGUGACUGUCCUCGACAGCAGCCAAUUUUUAGUACCAGGAUUCAUCGACUGUCACAUUCACGCUGUCCAGCUCCCUAAUUUAGGAGUCGGAUACGAUAAAAAGCUUUUAGAAUGGUUGGAAACUUACACUUUCCCUUUGGAGAGGAAAUAUACGGAUGAGAAGUUUGCCGAACAAGUAUUCGAUGCUGUCGUAAAACAAACUAUUGCGCUUGGUACAACAACAGCGUGUUACUUUGCAUCCCUUUACGCGAAAGCAUCUGUAAUACUUGGGCAAAAGGCUGCGGACAUAGGUCAACGGGCUUUCAUAGGAAAACUGAGUAUGAAUGUUCAACGUAGUGACAAAUACUACGAGACCACAGAAGAAUCAAUGAUAAAUGUAAAUAAAUUCGUGAAAGAUAUCAUUGAAUUGAAUAAUCCUCUCGUAAAGCCAAUUAUAACACCAAGAUUCGCCUUAAGUUGCGAUAUGACAUUGAUGAGAGAAUUAGGAAAAUUAGCGAAAGAGAAAGAUCUCCAUAUACAGAGCCACAUAUCUGAGAAUCUAGAUGAAAUAGAAGCCGUAAAAAAUAAAUUUCCUGAAUGCUCUUCGUACGCAGAUGUUUACGAUGCAUCUGGACUUCUUACAAGCAAAACAGUGAUGGCUCACGGAGUACAUCUCACAGACAAUGAAAUUGCGCUAUUAAAGAAACGCAGUGUAGCGGUUGUUCAUUGUCCUUCAUCGAAUACAUGUUUAAAGAGUGGCCUUUGCGACAUUCAAAAGCUGAGAUCCGAAGGAAUAAAAGUUGGCCUCGGCACUGACGUUGCGGGGGGACAUAGCUGUAGCAUUUUGGAUGCGAUGAAAUCAGCUUUGGAAGUAUCGACUCACCUGUCUUUGAUUAAAGAUAAUUAUGAACCGCUUAAUUACAAAGACGUGUUUCAUAUGGCUACUUUAGGAGGUGCAAUGGCUCUGGCGAUGGAUAAUGAGAUAGGAAAUUUUGUAGUUGGCAAAGAAUUCGAUGCUCUUGUUAUAGAUACAAACAUAAGUAUCGGACAUUUAGAUGAUUUACAAGAUUAUACUUUGGAAGAAAAACUUCAAAAAUUCAUAUAUUCUGGAGAUGAUCGCAAUGUACUCGAAGUGUAUAUAAGUGGGCGUAAAGUCAAAUAAAUAUAAU